GCCUUGCUGUUGACCUGAGCCCCAGGCAGGUGUCUAGCCGAAAACCAGCCGGGGUCUGGUUAGACAAAAGGAAAUAAACUUUGACUCUAGAAGGAAAUCUCCAUUUUCCAUGAUAAAAUGGCAGCUGUGGAAAACCCCAGCCAAGAGCUAAAGAAUGCAGAAGAACCCUGCAAUAUCCUAUCACCCCUACUUUUGAAGAGACUAGUGGAGGACCCCAGGAGAAGAGGGGAAGUUCCUAACCACCUCCUGGAAUCCAAAGUUUAUGCCAAGCUUGUGAACAAUAAGAUCAUCCACGCGAGGCCUGGCAUAGUACAUUUUGGAGGGUAUCAAGUAGGAAAAAAGCAUGAACAGAUUCUGCACCUGGUCAAUGUUUCAGAUGAAGACACACACGUGCAUAUUUUACCCCCACAGACCAAAUUCUUUCAUAUCAGCUAUGUGAAGAAGGAGCACCGCCUCAUCCCUGGCUUGUCUCUCAUGAUCACCAUUACAUUUUCUCCGGAUGAGUGGCGAUACUAUUAUGACUGUAUUCGUGUUCACUGCAAGGGAGAUGACACCUUGCUUGUUCCUAUUCAUGCCUAUCCUGUCAUAAACAACCUGGAUUUUCCCACAUUUAUAAAUCUAUCAAAUGUCCUUCUUGGUGAGAGCAAAUCCUAUGUGAUCCCCUUGCAAUGCAGCUGCCCUGUGGACUUCGAGUUCCAUAUCACCUUGGUUAAGCCUCAUCAGGCCUUUUCUAUUGAGCCAAUGUCAGGAAUCAUUCCAGCUAAUGGGAAGAUGAAUGUGACUGUGACAUUUACACCCUUCCAGUACGGGACAGCACAAGUAAAAAUGCAGUUGUGGAUUUCGCAGUUCAACGCUCAGCCAUAUGAUUGUGUCUUCACUGGGACCAGCUACCCCAACAUGGCCUUGCCAUUGGAAGAAUUUAAACGAUUAAAUGUUCUUUCUAAUAAAGUAAAAGUUCCUCCAGAAAAAUCAAUGUUACAUGUAAAUUUUCACCGGUUACCACCAAAGAUAAUGUCUCCAAAGUUGAAGGAAAUUGAGUACCAGAACCUGAGGUUUCCAGCUGACCUAUCCAAUCCAUUUGCUGUGGCAACUGUUUUGAACCAAGAACCAGGAAAACUGAAGAUCAAAAAAUUAAGAGAAGUUUUGGACCAAGGCACUGAGAUUUCAAAAACAAGACAGAUGAAGGAGGCUCUCUUUGAACAGAAAGUCAGACAGGACAUCCAGGAAGAGACAGAAAAUCAUCUUAAGUGGCAGGUGCACCUUGGUAAAGAACCUAUGUCUUUUAAAUUUAGAAAAGAGUUUGCUGACGAGUGGCAAAGCUUAUGGAACAAAUACAAGCUAGAUAAAGGAGAUCCUAUUGUGGAAGAGGAAUUACAACGGCUCCACACGGAAGUCAGCCAUAAACGGGUGUUUAGAGAUUUACAAGAUGAAAUCCAGGAAUUUCAUCCUAAUUUUGAUCCAUUCGUUAAUAACACUUGGACCAAUAGGUUCCGGGCACAAAGACGAUUUCAACAAGCAGCACGCAAGGUUUUACGAGAGCGACGAUUACUCAACAUGCUGAGUGCAGUUCGUGAAAUGGACAAAGAUACUAUCCAAAUGAAAACAUUGUUUGCACAAGGGAAGAAACCUUCCAAGUUUUUAAACCAGACAUCCAGUCAGGAGGAGCUCAGUUGUCGAUCCUCACUACAGCUCAAGAAAGUGCUGCCCUUUGCCUUCCCAUUCUACAGCCCUCCCAAAGGCUCCAAUGAGUUGGCUCCUGAUGGCCUUGGACUGGUCCCAAUUAAGUCUUCAGAUGUUCAAGUCAAGCAGAGUUAUUCAUUCUUCAAGCUACAGGUUCCUCAACUGUACAAAAUUAAGGGAUACAAGCCAUUCUCUGUCUACAGGUCUUCAAAAAACUACAGAUCCCAAAAGCUUGCUCGAAACCUGAAGCAAGGAGCUGAGGACGAAGUCACUACCAUCAUAGCACUUCCAGACCAGGAAACCACACAGCUCUCUGGAAAGCCAUCCAUCUUGAGUAUGAAGCCUCCUGAGGCCUUGGCCACGGGGCUAGAAUAUGACCCCCUGUAUAUUUUCAAUCCCAAUCCAGGAUUGUUCGCUGUGAUGCACCCACUGACCUACGUAGAAACUUUGAUCGAUUACCAUCUGUGCUCUCACCCCAAGUACAAGUUCACGCAGGAGUGCCAUGAGGGGUCCAGUAUUCCCCUUACCCAGAAGCAGUUUCUCCAUCACACGGACAUUAUCCCUGGAAUCAUGCAGUGGAAGAAGUUCCAGCCCGUGGUGCUCUCCUCCAUACCAGACUCCUCUAAGAUAGAGACGAUGCAGAGCUGCGAUUCCUACAGCUCAGCUCUGCUUCCCAUCGAUGUCCCUGCCCUUCUAGAUGCCUUACCAGAAGAAGACAGACAGGAAACAGCUGAACAGGAGAUCUGUGAACACAACAUAGAAGUUGUGUUGACUCCAGAAAUGAUCCGAGCAGAGUUCCCUAUGCUGGGUCCUAAGGAUGCCAAGAAGGAGAAAGAAGUGAAAGACCAGGCACAACCAGCAGAGAAGUCGGGGGAGAAGGUAAUGGAGGAGAUGAGGACUCUGCGAAGCAAAGCUCUCAACACAUACCUGAUUCUGCAGUAAAACCACCAGCAG
Perognathus longimembris pacificus (Pacific pocket mouse) is the source of this 2634-nucleotide messenger RNA. RefSeq names its product cilia and flagella associated protein 221 (gene Cfap221). The record is from RefSeq and is a predicted model, not a curated record. Gene Ontology annotation, cellular component: cilium. Lineage: Eukaryota; Metazoa; Chordata; Mammalia; Rodentia; Heteromyidae. Gene Ontology annotation, biological process: cilium movement; cilium assembly. Bases 118 to 2622 code for a protein of 834 amino acids. The transcript has 24 exons.